GAAGACACGAUAUCGUUUGCAAAGUUAUCAGAAAGUUACAGAUUUCUAUGUAUCGACCGAGCCAAAUCCAUUUCUUUUUUAAUACGAUAUUUUAUAUAUUAUUAAUAAUAAUUAUUUAAUUUCUAGUUUUACGAUGAAGACUCGAGAUACAAAUUUUGAAAAAUAUAUUGUAUAAUGUAAAUAUCCAAAGAUGAGAUAAACGAUAUUAUAGCAUAUGUAAUAUUAAUCAAUGUUUAAUUUUUUAUAAAAAAAAUGUGUAAUAUUAUUUCACUGUUAUACCUAUAUUAUCUUCUUUUAGAAAUGUAUUUAAAAAUCUCAAUUUUCCAUUGUUAUUACCUAUAACUAUUAAUUUCAUUUUUACAGAAUAUUCAAAAUUAUGAUUUACCUGCAUGAUUUGUUAUUUUUUCUAUUUUUCAUAUUUCUUUCUAUACAACACCGAACAGUUUGAUUUAGUCUCAACAAUUUCACAGAACGUACUACCAGCUUCAUCGUCCAUCAGGAAAAAUAUCCUAUGACAUAUGCUCCUAUCAUAUACUCUAUAAUCAGACAAAAUAUCCAUGCAGUUAUGACAGCUUUUAUCUUCAAUUAUCUUAAAAGACAUAGACAGAAAAUAGUAGAGACUAGUGAGUAAUGUCUACUAAUAAGGCUAACAUUUUCUAGAAAAAUAUCCAAUUCGUAAGAGGAUAAUAUACAACUAGAGACAAGCGAAAGUUUCUUCGUGACGUUUGCAAAAAUACACGAGUCAUAAGUGGUCGAGCAAAAUGCAUACGAAGUCGAAGGAUUCAUCAUAUGUCUGGAUAAAUCAACAUUAUAAAUUAAGGAUUCUCAGUAUCAAUAUGCUCAAGUGAGUAAAACAAAAGAAAAUUGUAGGCGCGUAAAAUAAAAAAUUUUUUUAAUUUUAACAAAUGAUAUAAAAAAGAAAAAAAAAAAAAGAUAAAAACUACGUUUAAUGAAUGUAAAGAAUUCGUAGUUAAUUACGGAUAUAUGUCUGUUUAAUUUAUUUUUAAUGAAUUAUACUACAUUAUUUAUAUAACAAUAUCUAUUUUUAUGAAUUUUGUAUAAUAAUAAUUAUAUAAUAUAAUUUUUAUAUAAACAAAUCUUUUAUUGUAAUCGAUAUAACACAGAUGGGUUGGCUUAUGGACACUUGAAUCGAAUACUUCGUCUUUCUUGAAAUGCAUUUACUAUAUUUACAACAAAAUCGCAGUCAGUGCAAUGAUAAUAUUUGCGAUAACACUUUUCGCUGAUAUUUGCAUGAUGCUUGACGAUCUAUCAAUAGUGACAGACGAUGGUUGUAUAUUUGCUGGAAUCACUGUAGUUCUUUUUAACGUGAUCAAUUGUCAAUUCACACGGGAUAGGAUUGCUCGACUGAGUUAUGAAACGUUGAACUCUUGCGAGGAACUUUGUCAAUUGUCUGGUAAAUAUUUUCACUUCAAUAAUAUAAUGUCAAAAUUAUUUUUCAUAGAAGUCAACUUUACAGAAAAAUUAAAAUAUUAUUUAUGGCGAGAUAAAAUACCAUUUUACAGUUUCUGUUCAUUGGGUUAUCUUUUGGUAAUUGCUUUGAUAUUUGUUACACCAACAGAAGAUGGAAGUUUACCGAUAAGAGCACGUUAUCCUUUUGACAUCAAGACAUCACCAGGACACGAAAUAGGCUUCGCUGUAGAAGCUUGUAGCAUAUUUUUUGGCGUAACUGCAAUUUUAGCGAUUGAUACCAUAAUUGUAUCUAUUUGUAAUUUGAUUCUCUUGCAAUUAGAGAUACUAAAUAUGAAUUUUCAAAAUUGUUCAACAACAGAGAUCAAAUGUUUUAUUGAUAAAAACGAUGAUAAUGUGAUCGAAAAAGAUCGAUCGAUAAUGAUCCAAAAGAGAAAACCUCGAUAUCGAUUCGAAGAACUCUUUAAACAAUACAUUCAACAUCAUCAACGUUUGGUGACCAUGAUCGAUGAUUUAAAUGAUCUAUUUAAUUCUAGCAUGUUGGUUCAAAUGUUUUCGAGUACUUCGAUGAUAUGCUUAACUGGAUUUCAAGCUAUUGUGGUCUCUGGACAAGAUUCAAAUUUUUGGAAAUAUUCAAUUUACUUAGGUGCUGCUGUUAGUCAACUUCUUUAUAUAUGUUGGAUAGGAAAUGAAAUGAUAACUCACAGUUCAUCAUUGGCCGAAGCACAAUGGCUUUCUCAGUGGCAUGAUCAACCAUUCGAUCGAACUGCAAAUUUAUUAAUAUUCUCCUCCAUGUUCUCGCAAAAACCAUUGAGAUUGAAAGCAGGCAAAUUUUAUACAUUAUCUUUGGAGACAUUUAUCGCUAUAAUGAAAGGAUCGUACUCCUUCUUCGCUCUACUGAAUAGCAUGCAUUUGGAAGACGAUGGAUGACUUUAUUCAGUAUAUGAAUUCUAUUUAAAUCGUGAUCAACGACGAUUCAUUAUAGUUGAACAAUUUCAUUUUACUCACGUAUUAUAAUAAAACGUGGGUAUAUAUAUGUAGUAUAAUAAAUAUAAAAUAAAAAUUUUUAUUCGAUUGUCUUAAUAAAAAGCCUCGUUCUAAUUUUGAACGAAAAUCGAAUUAAAAUUGUAUGUAUAUGUGUGUAUGUAUAUAAGUAAACUUUUUUUUACGAUCCUCGAGUACUAUCAAGCUCAUAAUAAUUUAUUAAAAAAUUAUUCAUUAUUAUAUUAUUAUAUUAAAUAUUUAUAGAAGGAGAAGGAGAGAUAAAAAUUUAACAAAA
Molecule: messenger RNA, 2707 nt
Organism: Vespula vulgaris
Lineage: Eukaryota; Metazoa; Arthropoda; Insecta; Hymenoptera; Vespidae
Product: odorant receptor 56a-like
Exons: 5
Coding region: 1213-2358 (381 amino acids)
Biological process (GO): detection of chemical stimulus involved in sensory perception of smell; sensory perception of smell
Cellular component (GO): plasma membrane
Molecular function (GO): odorant binding; olfactory receptor activity
Source: RefSeq, a predicted model, not a curated record